CUAACGCGAAGCGGGAAGAAUAAAAACAAAAAUGGAUGUUAGAGAAGAUACCUGCGUAGAGACUGACAUGCUUCCUGUGUCGUCUUUAGAGUUAUACGAGUCGCAGUUUUUCGGCUUCACGCCGCAGACGCUGAUGUUUCGUCUCUCCAGCGCCUUCAUAGACUCUCUGUGCCACAUCUUGAACGUGGUGGAGAAAGUAUGCGUGCGACAACUGAGUAAAGGUGACUCGGACGCGACGACUGAGGAACAGCUCCGCGUCCAGGCCAGAGAGUGUAGCCGCAAACUGCAAGCGUAUAUGGGAGAGGGCUUCAAGCAACUAUCGGAGCGAAUGGAGGAGAUGCUGGUCCCUCGCUGUUUUUCCGUCCCUCCCAACGCCCUGCUGAAGGAGGACCAGUGUCACAGAAAACAUCCUCCAGACACACAGGAGAUCCUCAGAUUGGAGACAUCCUUGACGGCACUCCACAGGGCUCAUGAGGCCGAGUUGUGUGCUCGACAUGCACUGCAGGUUGAACUCGAGGAGCAACCUGAGGUACAGAAGCAGCUGGAUGGCUUCCUGGCCUGGUUCAGGGAUGGAAAUGGCAUCUUCGAGGAACAAUUCAAACCAGUGGCGACGUCAAUAAAGAAAUUGCAGCAAGUCAUUGUGGAGGUGUGCAACAAGACGCAGGAUUCUCACUAACCUAACAUAGUGUUAUACGUUAGUUUGAUUGUUAUUCCAAGACGGUCUCCUUUAUGUAAAUUUAGAGGAAUGGGAUACUGCAAAUCUUCACCCAUGUCCAGAGUGUUUUCUUAACAAUUAAUAAUGAUGUUGUAUUGU
Molecule: messenger RNA, 814 nt
Organism: Syngnathus acus (greater pipefish)
Lineage: Eukaryota; Metazoa; Chordata; Actinopteri; Syngnathiformes; Syngnathidae
Gene: mis12
Product: MIS12 kinetochore complex component
Exons: 2
Coding region: 32-676 (214 amino acids)
Biological process (GO): kinetochore assembly; protein localization to kinetochore; mitotic cell cycle
Cellular component (GO): chromosome, centromeric region; nucleus
Source: RefSeq, a predicted model, not a curated record